Molecule: messenger RNA, 1669 nt
Organism: Eucalyptus grandis
Lineage: Eukaryota; Viridiplantae; Streptophyta; Magnoliopsida; Myrtales; Myrtaceae
Exons: 3
Coding region: 389-1315 (308 amino acids)
Molecular function (GO): polysaccharide binding
Source: RefSeq, a predicted model, not a curated record
UGCGGUCUUAUUGUAUCUAAGUACCAUCUAUUAUUAUUUGUCGCAUGCUCUAUAUUUGAGGACAGCUUCGAUGUCAUCCAGCUAGAACAUUUCCAUUUUCUGCUGACUUCUUUUGCCCUUCUGCACAAUAUGUCCCCUGACCAAAAGCGCGUGACGCUUUCACCUAGGUAGAACCCACUUACCAGAGCAGGCUCUGCUUUUUAUGCAGGAAACAUGGAGGGUUUUGAAAUUUGAUUUGUCUCCACCGAAAAGGAUUGAAUCAACCACCUUCUGCUUCCAUUUCAAACGCGAACCUCCUCCAUCCUGUUCAACCAGAAACCUCUCUCAAGCCAUCUGCUUCACUGCUUAAAACCCAUUUCACAUUCAAACUCCCCCAUUUUUUUCUCUCAUGUCAGCUCCUCCAGUAACAUGGCUCUUCAUGCAUCUCGUGGUCUUGUUUCCUUUUCUUCCGGCUGUGUUUGCGGCCAUCCCUGCCAUUCCGAUGAACUUCACCUGUCACAACACGUGUGGCGCCAUCCCCGUGAAGUACCCAUUUGGCACCAGCUACGGUUGUGGCCACCCGGCCUUUGCUAGAAACGUGAGAUGCAGCUCCACCGGCAAGCUCGAGUUCACUACCGGAAGUGGGAUUUACGACGUGGCCUCGAUCGACUACUCCACCGGGACAAUGAUCAUCACUGACCCUCUCAUGUCGACUUGCGAAUCGAUGCAGAACUCCGGCAGUUUCAGCCUGGAUCGAGCCAGCCCGUUCAGCGUCAUGGAUGACAACAUCUUUGUGCUGCUCGGGUGCUCCACGAACUCUCCAGUGUUCGACCCAUACCAGGAGCUGUGCGCCACCGGCUCGAGCUCUCGCGUUUGUAGGGGCCUGUAUUCUUGCAAGGGAGUGACCGGCAUUGGCCUGCAGCAGAACGCGCCGGUGUCCACCUGCUGUGUCUACCAAUCGCCAACCGGGUUCGGCUCGAGUUAUGCUUUGGAUCUUCCGAAGCUCCAGUGCUCGUCCUACAGCGCCAUAUACGGGUUCGGAGACGACCGUGGAGAUCCCUCGAAAUGGAGGUUCGGGAUCUCCGUGCAGUACAACUAUUCUUACUCUACGGCGGCGUGCACGGACUGCGAAGCGAGCGGGGGAUUUUGCGGCUUCUCCGGCGUGGGCGAGUCGUUCGCUUGCCUCUGCCAUAACGGCGUGAAUACCACGAACAACUGUUACGGCCGAGGAUCCGCUUGGAGUGGAACGUGGGGACCCAAGAGUCAAGCCAGGAUCAUCAUAAAAGGAUUGAUGAUCUGGUGGAUUCUGCUCUCCAUCUCACUGCCUCUAAUCUGAAUGUUCAAUGCGCAUGGAGGAGACUUGGUGAUUUGCUGAAUGCCUUAUCUAAGUUUUCCUGGAGCUGACGAGGUUUCGCAGUUGACCAGAUCACGGCAAAUUUUUCUGGAUACUAGAUCCUAUGGUUUCGGAAUGUGGUGUGAGAUUCUUUGUUCAGAAUUAAUGUGAAUUCCCAAUUCGCAUAACCUCUAGAGUUUGGAAGGUGAAAAGUACAUCCAAGGUUCGUCAGUUUUAAUCGAGUAACAUCAUGAAUCGCAUUUUUCUUGUGUUGGUGGGCUUGCGAUUAAUUUAAGAAAACAAACUAGCAGCAGAAGCAGAUGAUGUGAAUGGAAGUUGAGACCGUCUUCGUGGUCA